GCAAUGGAAUAAUUAUUAUAUCAGGCACCGAUACUAAGAGAUUUUGUUAGACCUAUAUAGCGUAUUAUUUAAAUAAAAUUGAAACAAGUGUGUGUUUUAAAAAGCUAAGUUAGGAAGUCUUUAAAAGCAAAUAACCCCAAUCUAUCAAUUAUAAAAAGGGGGCAAAACAAGAAUUUAUUGGAUAAAAUACAACUUCUAGAGUGAGAAGGACUAGAGAGAGAGAAAGAAAUUGAAGAAAGAGAAGGUGAAGGAGGAAGGAGAAAUUACAGUGGGAGAAAGGAAUUGACUAAAAGCUUUUGAUUAAGGUAACUAAUCUUGAUAUCUUUCAUUUAUUUAUUUGAUUAUUUAAGAAAAAGAUAUAUGCAUGAGAUAUAUUCUAUGACAAGCAUUUAUUUCUCUCAUACACAUGUUUGAGUUUAAUUCAGAAAACCAAACUCGAAUAUAUUACUAUACCAUCUCAAUUGUUUAUACCACUGGGUAAUUGGGGUAUCUUCAAAUGCAUUAAAUUAGGGUUUCUAUCAUAAAUUAGGGUUCUUUAGAAAUUUGGGCAUUUUGAUUAUGUUGAUGAUUAUAUGAAAUUGAAUGGGAGAUUUUGUUAGUGUGUUUGAGGGAUGUAUUCGGAGGGUGGAAUUGAUGGGAAGGAGGGUCGGAGAGCCGCCGUGACGAGCUCGUCGACGGAGACCGACGUGGGGAGGCAAAGCGAAGAGGAAAAAAAGAAGGGGAAUAACGAGGGUGUUGGGUAGUGAACGAAGGAGAGGGUGGUGUAGUGCCACCACGGCCUGACGCCGGCAGCGGCGGCGAUGGUGAUGUAUGGCAGGGGAGAGAGGAGAUAAAAGAUGUGAGGGAGAUGAAGAAGGGGCAGUUUUGUAAUUUGCUUGUAAAUGGGUACUGAUAAUUAGUCUGCUGGGUAAAAUAUUGUUGCUGGAUUGUAAAAUAAAUUGUAUAUUUGGAUUCUUUGCGGAAAAAUAGAUGGAAUAGGCUUUUGAAUCGUUAAAAACGGAUUAGAAACGAAGGAGAUAUUAGCGGUCAAAGUUUCACCAUUAGAGUUGACUUCGAGGAGAGAGAAAGUGUUGGUGAGGUUGAGGAAGAUGAUGAUGAUGUGUCAUCUUCUAAUUGGCUAAAAUAUUUAAGGUUAGUAUUUAAUUAAUUUGAGGGAUUAAAUGAUGGAAUUAGUAGAAGUGUAAAAUAUGAAGAUUUAAGUAAAUAGUUUUUCGGAUUUAAUGGUGAAAUCAAAUUUUGGGUUCGAGAAAUAUUAAAUACAAUUCUAUAUUGGGUGAUUUAAUAAAUAAUUACUGAAUUUGUGGAUAUGGUUAAUAAGGAAGUGAGACUUUGGGAAAUCGAUAUAAUAACAAGAAUGGAACAAAUUAGAGAUAUUUGUGUGGAUUCUUGUCGCGAAUAAAUAAAUUAUAAGUAGAGAUUUAUAAUACAAUAUUUAAAGAUUUGAUUAACGAAUGAUUUAAGUGGAUUACUUAGAUUAAUAAUAGGGAUAUCAUUAUUUAAUUGAAGUCCAUUAUUUGGGGAUUUAAGGGAUAAUCGAUAGACUAGAGGAAUAAGAUAAAAACAAUCUAUAUAUUAUCAAAGGGAGGAGCUAUAAAUUAUGAAUUUAUAGUAGAUUAAUCGAGAUUAUUACUUAAAGUGGAGAAUUACUAAAUUUGUUAUUUCAUGUGGUAUAGAAUAUUUCUUAUCUGGAAGGCGAGCUCAAUUAUCCAAAUUGAGAUAGGAAUAUUUUUAUUUACCAAAGGAUGCCAGGCAAGUUCACUUAAUUCCUUCUCUUGAUGUGCCAAAGUUGUGUUAUUGAUUUAUCAAAUGUGAUUAUGUCUGAUAAUUGAUUCUAUGCUUGAAACUCGAUACUUUAAUAUAUUUGAAUAUUUCGAGAAGAUCUGGGAGAGACGGACACUAGAAGAUUUGACAUUUAUUCAUAUUAUUAUUAAAACAAACUUUCUUUGUUACCCAAGUCCACUCAUUGCUCUGGGUUGACUCAGUAUUGUGGAAAACCAGAAAUACCAUUAAUUUUCAAAUGUUUAACCUAUCAUAUUUUUUUUUUGAAAUGAUUAUUCUAUUCAGAAAUCUUUGCAUCGUUACAGAAUUCAUAUUCAAUAUUUGAUUACAACCUUGCUCGCAAUUGAGAAGUCUAGUUCAUAUCUUUGAGUUAUUGUUUCAAUACGAGCAUAAUUCAAUUGAAUUGUUCCAACCCUGAUUAUUCGCUAAUAUUGCUAUUUUGGUUGUCGAGAUCCCUAUCUUUUGAUUCGCUCCUUCUUAUGAACUUUGAUGAACCUGAUGUUCCCUUCAAAUAACUGAUUAUUCCUUCCAUAUACCUUAAAGUGGAUAAAUUGCUUGAUUAUUGAUUUCCUCUUAUGUUUCCUUAUUCUCUUUCAAUCUGUUAAACUUCUAUUCUUUAAUUCGAACAAUGAUUAAUCGAUUUUAUACAAGGAUCGUUAACCAUGUUCGGUUCUAUGUUAUUGUUCUUGGAAUGUUGUGAUCGGAUUACUUGUCUUCAUAAUCCGAGAGGUAUUAAAUUCUGAAUUGUGAGGAUGCAUUUGUUCGCAUUCUUGUGAGAAAAGGGAAGAUUUAUUCAAUAUGAAGUGUGCCAAUUUGUACUCAGGGGAUGAAUUUCAUAAACUGGUCAACACGAAUGAUUUGCAUUCGUGGAAGUGGUGGAAAAUGUAAAUUCUCUAUGUGGGGUAAAUUUGAGGGUUGAAAAUGAUAACCCUUAUGCUAGCAAAGUGUGGAAUUUGUGGGUGGCGCCAUUCGACAGUCGCGAUCAGGCUGCGAGGGCGACACAGGGUGGUACUCGCUCAAUGGCAGUGAUCGAGCCUUGUGUGGGACCACUGGGAUGGAGACCAGUAAUUGAUAUUUUAUUCUUUCUUGAACUCUGUAUGUGUGUUUGAUUGCAGCACUUCCUUUGAAUCUGCUUAAUUGACCUGUGUAAAUCCUUUUGUGAUUUAUCUUGUGAUGAUUUGUGUCAUAGUGGACUUGCUGAGCAUUCAAUUGCUCAUACUUGCAAUUCUUGAUUUCCUUUAAACAACAAAGGUAGAAUAAUGCACGAUUGAGAAGAACAAUCCAAAAGCGCACAAUAGCACGAACAAGGACAAGGCGUGAGGCUGUGGCAAGACGAAGGGUGGGAAGACUUGUUCCCGUGACGAGGAUAAGUGUAAUAUCGACUUUGGACUUGUGGGGCAAGGUAUGCAUCGUAAAACAGGUAUGCUGAAGGGGUGUGACGGCCUAGAUCCGAGGAAUGCGGAUCUGGGGGCGUUACAUAUUUGGUAUCAGAGCUGUGUUAUAUUCUUAGGAGACGGGAACCCUAGGAAUAUAACGAGAGAGUGAGAAACAAUAAUACAAGAGAUAAGAUAUAUGUAUAUGAUAGUUAUACAUCUACGAGAACAGGCAACGUUAUACAUGAAACCCGAAAAUCUAUAGUGGGACAUGAAACCUCAUAGUUAUAAAUACAUAUAUGUAUAUACAUGUAUCUUUAAGAUGAGAAACUUACAAUGACAUUGUUUAAUUAUUUGUGAAGAUGAUAAUAGCUAGAGGACGCUCUUAUACACCCUAUCUUUAGGAAUAAUAUGGGUUGUGGUGCAUCAAAGUAAAUUAUGAUUGCUCAUAGCAAUUCAGAGAAUAUGAUUAUUCUAGUCAUUGAGCCUUCACCACCUGAGGUUAUAGGUUUGGUAACCUACUAGUUACCCAGUAAUUAUUACCAUGUCAGAGGGAUAGGCAUCAAAUUUACCUUAUAAAUUUUUUCCGAGACUAACGUCUCACUAUCAUUGAAUAUCCAAAUAUCCACCCUCGUCUUCUAUCCUUUCAUUACUUACAUCAGAGGUUAGAUAUGAUCAGUGAUUGUCGAAGAUACUUGGAUGCUUUCAGCUGACUUUUCUAAAGGCUACUUCAUUCACUUUUGAUUCCACUACGAUGCUAACUCCUUAUCGGUAUCAAUUCAAGUUCCAUACCUAUAACAACACCACAUAUUGGCGAGAUUUUUCUCCCAUAUUUUGCAAUUUUCCAGUUCAAUAUAUAUAUUCAAAUACCAAGCCAUGAGCUCGAAUGUUACAACUAGAGAUUUCUACCCCAAAGACUUUUGUUCCCAUCUCAUGUUAUAUUAAGAUUCCGAUCUUUCUAUUAUAAGGUUCCUUCUUUUCUACUUUGAAACUCUUUUAUCAAUUUCUGUUCCAAUUUCCGCAUCAAUCUCAACACCAAAUUUUUAUUCCAACACCAAUCAGUUCUUGUUCUUAUGCUCCAUAUGUUGGGAGCGAGACAGUGCCACUCUCUAAACACUUUACAUUAUAUGAUGGUAUCAGAUGUUAUCGAAGUAUUACUUUGAGUUUUCAGUUUUUCAUGACGUAUCUUUGGGGAUACGAGAAUUAUAUAUUUGUUCAGGAAGUCUGGGUUCCUGGCUCGGGUAAUUAUGAUAAAAGAAUCUAUCGAAUAGUUAUUUAUGUAUUCGAGAGAUUUUGGAUAUAUAUUCAACAGACUUUGUCAACCGGCUUCGGACACAUUGGAGCCAUUGUUGUGAAUUGAAAAUUCUAAGAAUUUUGGUAUAAAGUUACAGAGAUAUUCAAACAUCGAUGGUUCAGAUUUCUUUGGUAUAAUUUGAUUUUUGUAAGAUAACAUUUAUAAUUUACGAGUAUUUGGAGUUCUAUUUCUGUUCGUAUAUAGUUCAUGACUAUUGACAUUGUACGCUAACGGGCAUGAGAGUCUUGCAUUUCCUUAUUAUUACAAUGCAGAUUCGUACAUAAGAUCUUUCGAGCAAAUAGGGAUGUAGCAGACAUCUUAUUAAUCAUGAUUAUAUUAAUACCUCAGUGAUUAUUAGGACAAUAAUGUCUUCGAAUAAUGACAAAAUGGUACUCGAACUUAGUGUGCAUAUGAUGAAGACCAGUGAAAAUGGACAGUUUUUUUUUGAGAUGAUUUACAAUAUGUGAUAUGCGUGAUCUUUUGUACUUAUGAAACCGCUGUUCUAUCCUUGAUCUCGGUAUCUUGUAUCACCUUUUUAUUAAAAAACGUUUCACAUACCUAUUUCUUUUCAAAACCGCUUUUAAAUCUAAACCACCUACCUUUUGCUAAUGUGAAACCUUAGGCAUGUUGAUAUACUUCCUUGAACAAUUAUUAAACCUUAACUGUCUUUACCAUUUAAUCUUUAUUUCAUAAACAAAACUCUUGUUAAACAUUUGGUAAACAAUUUUGCACCACUAUAAACAGUUGCUAUAGUUGCACUCUUGCAUUUCAAAUAAACCUGUACACCAUGUGAGAAUAACCUAUUUUUGUUCCUCCCUUAUAGAAACAAGAUGAACUCUGAAAUUGGUAAAAACCAAGAACAUGAAAUUCCACCAGAGAAUGUUUCAGCCAAUUCUGAUCCGAUAUAAAUGCUCUUUGAUCUCUUAAAACAACAUGCUCCCAACCUACCAACUCAUACCAACGGAGCAUCAAUCAACCAACCACCUAAAUCAUUUGUUAUAUUCAAAAACUUUUAAUUUUGUACACCUCCUGAGUUUUAAGAAACCACGGAUCCUAUUGAAGCUAGGACCUGGUUAAAAGAAAUUUAAAAAGAGAUUUUGAGAUUGUGGGAGUUGAGGAUGAUAAGGAAAACUCUAUUUGCUACAUAUAUGUUAAACGUGGAAGCUAACUAUUGGUGGGAUGCUAAAAAGGAUCUAGAAGGGACUAGUGUUAUGACGUGGGAAUGCUUUACGAAAUUAUUCCAUAGAAACAUUUUCCUAAAUACCAUGAGAAUCACGUAACUCAGAUUCUUAGAACUUAAACAAGAGAACGUGUCUGUGGCUGAUUAUGAAGCCAAAUUUACAUAACUUGCGAAGUUCGUACAACACUAUGUUGAUAUUAAUAAAAAGAGAGCCCGACGUUUUCGACAAGAAUCGAAACCCUGGAUCCUAAGCAAGGUAGUGAUUUGAACUUAGUAAUCAUGCGAAUCUGUUUUAGAAGGCUGUUAUCGUAGAAAGCGGGAGUGAGCUAUACAGCCGUGAAAAGAAUGGCAAGAAAUGGAGGGCACCAAAGCCUGGUCGUAGCCAAAAGAAGAAGAUAUGGGACUAGAAUAUUAAAAAAAAAAAACCUUUUGUUAAAAUGCUAUUCAACAGGGAGGGAACACUUUGAAUCAGAAAUUGAGAAAAUCGCGACGGGAAUCAGGGGUUCAGGCCCCCAUAUGCUGCAAAUCUUCUCCAAGGAAGACCUCUUCUGCGUGAAUGCAAGAAUUGUUGAAAGAAGCAUCCAGCUCCGGGCUAUCAAGAGUUUGCCGUUUGUUUUAUCUGUUGACAGAAAGGACAUUAUGCUUCGAAAUGCAAAUAAAAACCUGUUACUUGCUUCAACUAUGACAAGAUGGGCCACAUGUUCAGGGAUUGUUGAGCACGACGUAAAGAAGACACUAUUCUGAGAUUAUCAACACCUCUAGAAAGGAGCAAGGCAACAUUGUACACCUUUAAUAUGGCAAUGAAAGACGCUAUAGUCAAUGACGACAUUAUUUCAUGUACACUUACAGUAUAUCUUUAAGAUGUUUGUGUGCUGAUUGAUUCCGGCGCCAUCAAAUGGUGUAUUUUUGUAAACUUUAUGCCAAAAAAAAAAAAUACAAAAAAGUUAGGUAGUGUUGCGAUACCUCUAGAAGAACCCACGAAUAUAAAAAUAGCGAAUCAGGAUGUGAAUUCUGUGGAUCAAGUGUUUCCUAGUUGUGAAGUAACGAUUCAGAAAUAAAUUUUCAAAGUAGAUUUAAUUCAUUUUAAGUUAGGGGAUUUUGACGUGAUAUUUGGAAUGGAAUGGUUACGAGUUACGGUUAACGAGUUACGACACUCAGAUUUAUUGUAGACGAAAACGUAUAAGAGGUAAUAGUGGAAAGAGAGUGAUUGUAAGAAGACGAGACCAAGAUAAGAAAAUUUUGAUCAUGAUACAGUCCAAGAAAUUGCUUCGGCAAGGAUGUCAGGCCUAUUUGGUGCACGUGAUAGAUACGAAGAAAUAGAGUCCUGAGAUGGAAGAAAUCUCGGUGGUAAAUGAGUAUGUGAAUGUUUUUUUUUUAAAAGAGUUACCGGGAUUACCCCCAACUAGGGAGAUUGAGUUCACUAUAGAUCUUGUGCCAGGUACCGCACCUAUAUCAAAAGCUCCUUAUAAAAUGGCAUGAGCAUCAAUAAAAGAGUUAGCAACACAAAUACAAGAAUUAUUAGGAAAAAGAAAGAGUCAUUGGGCCAAGUGUAUCCUCGUGGGGAGUUGCAGUGUUGUUUGUAAAAAGAAAAAAAGAUGGAAGUAUGAGGUUGUGUAUUGAAUUUAGGGAAUUGAAUAAGGUGACAAUAAAGAAUAAUUACCCUUUGCCAAGGAUUGAUGAUUUAUUUGAUCAAUUGAAGGGAGCAGCUCACUUUUCUAAGAUUGAUUUAAGAUCUGGAUAUCAUCAACUUAAGAUUAAACUUGAAGAUGUGCCUAAGACGUCUCUUAGAACGAGAUAUGGACAUUAUGAGUUCUUAGUAAUGCCUUUUGGGUUAACCAAUGCACAUGUAGCCUUUAUGGAUCUUAUCAAUAGAGUAUUCAAGAAAUAUUUGGAUAAAUUUGUGAUUGUUUUUCUUGAAGACAUUCUGAUUUACGAAAAGAGCAUAUAGAGCAUCUAAGAACCCCAUUGAAAAUUUUGAAGAAGAAAAAGUUGUAUGUGAAAGUUUUAAAAUGUAAGUUUUGGUAGGGGCAAUACAAUCUCUUGGAUAUGUAGUUUUAAAGGAUGGUAUAUCAGUAGACCCUGUGAAGAUUGAAGCAAUAUGAAAUUGGGAAAGGCCUAGGAUUCUGACUGAAUUUAAAAGUUUUCUUGGAUGGGCUGGCUAUUAUUGAAGAUUUGUACAAGAUUUUGCAAAUAUUGCAACUCCUUAAAUACGAUUUACCAGUAAGGAAGAAAAUUUCGAAUGGACGCCAAAGUGCGAGGAAAUCUUUCGAGAACUUAAGAAAAGACUUACAACGACUCAUGUAUUUGCGUCACCUGAUGAAAGUGGAAACUUCAUGAUUUAUAGUGAUGCGUCUCACAAAGGCUUAUGAUGCGUAUUGAUGCAACACGAGAAAGUAAUUGCUUACGCCUCUAGACAGCUAAUAGACUAUGAGCUCAGGUAUUCUACCCAUGAUUUGGAGUUAGCGUUGAUUGUAUUCGCAUUAAAGACUUGGCGAUAUUGUCUAUAUGGCGAGAAGUGUGAGAUAUAACUGAUCAUAAGAGUUUGAAGUAUUUGUUUACAAAAAAAAAAUGAAAAUGAGACAGUGAAGAUGGUUAGAAUUGAUCAAAUGUUACGAUGUGCAAUUAGUUAUCGUCCUGGCAAAGGAAAUGUAGUGACUGAUGCGCUAAGUGAAAAGAAAGAUUAAAUAUGCUAACCUUACCUUUAGAAUUAAGGAAGGAAACAGAAAGUCUAGAGUUGGAAAUAAAAGAUUUGAGUUUAGAAGGAGAAAGACUUUACGUGAUGUUGUUACAACUUGAAUUACUAGGAAAAGAUUAAGACAUGUCAAGAGAAAGUGGUGGAGAAGCAAAUGAAGGAAUUGACAUAAAGAAAGAUACUUAUGUCUAGAGGAUGAGAAAGGAAUUCAGAGAUUUGCUAUUAGAAUUUGGAUUCCUAGAGUAUUGGAGUUGAAAGGAGAGAUUCUGAGUGAAGCACAGGAUUCAAAUAUUAUGUACCGCGGGAAGUAUGAAGAUGUACCAAGAUCUUAAGACACACUAUUGAUGGCCAAAUAUGAAAUGUGAAAUUGCAGAUUGGGUGUGUAAAUGCUUAACUUAUCAAAGAGUAAAAGAGGAACACCAAAUAUCAAGUGGAUUACUAUGGCCUUUAGAGAUCCCAGAGUAGAAAUGGGAACACAUUACUAUGGUUUCAUUGUAGGGUUACCGCAAGCACGAUCAAAGCACGACGCCAUUUGGGUUAUCAUAUAUAGACUUAUGAAUUAGCUCAUUUUCUACCAGUAAGUGAAAAGUAUACAAUGGAGAAGUUAGUGACUAUGUAUUUGAAGGAGACUGUGAAUCGUCAUAGAGUGCCCGUGUCAAUUGUAUAAAAUAGAGAUGCAAGAUUAGCUCAAGAUUCUAGAAAACCUUUCAAGAGAGCUUAGGAACUAAGUUGAAAUUUCAGUACUGCUUAUCAUCCACAAACAGAUGGACAAAGUGAAAGAACAAUUAAGACAAUCGAGGAUAUUUUAAGAGCCUACUCAUUAAAUUUUAAAGAAAGUUGGCACGAUUAUCAAUUAGCUCUUCCAUAGGACUUGCAACAUAUUCGUAAUGUAUUUCACAUGUCGCUAUUAAAAACUUACAAGACUGAUAAACGACAUAUUUUGGAUUAUGAGCCAAUAGACGUACAACUUGACUUGACUUGAGAAGAAAGAAUCGUUCAAAUAAUGCAUACAAGAGUUGAGAACACAAAAAGUAAAGUUGGUCAAGUUGAUAUGGCAAAAUAAAGCUGUUGAAGAAGAAUUUGGGAGCUAAAAGAUGAAGUGCAGAAGAAUCAUCUCUCUUUGGUUGGAAAUCAAACAUGAUUCCGAGGACGGAAUCCUUUAAGGGGGAGAGACUGUAACGACCGCAAAACUUCAAGCACGUAUAUAUAUACACGUUAUUAUCAUUAUAUUUUUAUUUUUAUUAUUAUUAUUUAUGCACUAAGUAGCAAUUUUUUUUAAAAUCAACAGACACAAGAUUCGCGAAGUACGAUUUUAGUGCAAUGGAAUAAUUAUUAUAUCAGGCACCGAUACUAAGAGAUUUUGUUAGACCUAUAUAGCGUAUUAUUUAAAUAAAAUUGAAACAAGUGUGUGUUUUAAAAAGCUAAGUUAGGAAGUCUUUAAAAGCAAAUAACCCCAAUCUAUCAAUUAUAAAAAGGGGGCAAAACAAGAAUUUAUUGGAUAAAAUACAACUUCUAGAGUGAGAAGGACUAGAGAGAGAGAAAGAAAUUGAAGAAAGAGAAGGUGAAGGAGGAAGGAGAAAUUACAGUGGGAGAAAGGAAUUGACUAAAAGCUUUUGAUUAAGUGUGUUUGAGGGAUGUAUUCGGAGGGUGGAAUUGAUGGGAAGGAGGGUCGGAGAGCCGCCGUGACGAGCUCGUCGACGGAGACCGACGUGGGGAGGCAAAGCGAAGAGGAAAAAAAGAAGGGGAAUAACGAGGGUGUUGGGUAGUGAACGAAGGAGAGGGUGGUGUAGUGCCACCACGGCCUGACGCCGGCAGCGGCGGCGAUGGUGAUGUAUGGCAGGGGAGAGAGGAGAUAAAAGAUGUGAGGGAGAUGAAGAAGGGGCAGUUUUGUAAUUUGCUUGUAAAUGGGUACUGAUAAUUAGUCUGCUGGGUAAAAUAUUGUUGCUGGAUUGUAAAAUAAAUUGUAUAUUUGGAUUCUUUGCGGAAAAAUAGAUGGAAUAGGCUUUUGAAUCGUUAAAAACGGAUUAGAAACGAAGGAGAUAUUAGCGGUCAAAGUUUCACCAUUAGAGUUGACUUCGAGGAGAGAGAAAGUGUUGGUGAGGUUGAGGAAGAUGAUGAUGAUGUGUCAUCUUCUAAUUGGCUAAAAUAUUUAAGGUUAGUAUUUAAUUAAUUUGAGGGAUUAAAUGAUGGAAUUAGUAGAAGUGUAAAAUAUGAAGAUUUAAGUAAAUAGUUUUUCGGAUUUAAUGGUGAAAUCAAAUUUUGGGUUCGAGAAAUAUUAAAUACAAUUCUAUAUUGGGUGAUUUAAUAAAUAAUUACUGAAUUUGUGGAUAUGGUUAAUAAGGAAGUGAGACUUUGGGAAAUCGAUAUAAUAACAAGAAUGGAACAAAUUAGAGAUAUUUGUGUGGAUUCUUGUCGCGAAUAAAUAAAUUAUAAGUAGAGAUUUAUAAUACAAUAUUUAAAGAUUUGAUUAACGAAUGAUUUAAGUGGAUUACUUAGAUUAAUAAUAGGGAUAUCAUUAUUUAAUUGAAGUCCAUUAUUUGGGGAUUUAAGGGAUAAUCGAUAGACUAGAGGAAUAAGAUAAAAACAAUCUAUAUAUUAUCAAAGGGAGGAGCUAUAAAUUAUGAAUUUAUAGUAGAUUAAUCGAGAUUAUUACUUAAAGUGGAGAAUUACUAAAUUUGUUAUUUCAUGUGGUAUAGAAUAUUUCUUAUCUGGAAGGCGAGCUCAAUUAUCCAAAUUGAGAUAGGAAUAUUUUUAUUUACCAAAGGAUGCCAGCAAAGGUAGAAUAAUGCACGAUUGAGAAGAACAAUCCAAAAGCGCACAAUAGCACGAACAAGGACAAGGCGUGAGGCUGUGGCAAGACGAAGGGUGGGAAGACUUGUUCCCGUGACGAGGAUAAGUGUAAUAUCGACUUUGGACUUGUGGGGCAAGGUAUGCAUCGUAAAACAGGAACCCGCAGCCGCUACCCUUCGGGUGCGCACUGGGUAAACCCACGAGCUCACGCAAUAGCCUGCAAACUACGUGAACCAAGUGUUGGCUUCUUGAUGGGUCGAAGAAAAGGUUCGAAAAACCGUAAGCGUCAAUGGAGAGUCGGUGAUCCUGUGCUUGCCAAACUUACUGGCUUUCCGUCUUGGCCUGCGAAGGUUGAGGCGCCGGAGAAAUAUGGUCUUCCAGUGGACUGUAAAAAGGUGUUCGUGUUUUGCUUCGGCACCCAGCAAAUUGCAUUCAUUAAUCCAGUUGAUGUUGAAGCGUAUUCGGAAGAAAAGAAGGAUUAUCUUAUAGUGAAUCGUCAUACUAGAGGUUCUGAUUUUCAUCGUGCAGUACUUGAGAUUAUUGCCUAUUCUAAGAAGUCAAGAAAUGAAGACAAAGCUGCAGAUAAACAAGACCCUUUCCAUAUUAAGGAAGCGACGCCAUCUGAGGAUCCUCUUUGUAAUGUCAAUGCAAAAGAGAUGUUCCUGCCGACAGGGGAAGAUAAUAGAGUUGCAGAAGAACAGAAACUAUUCACGGAGAAACGGUUGAUGUCUAAUCGACGGUCAAGAAAUUCAUCUCAGGUGAAUUCCUACAAACUUCGGAACUCUAUAAAGCCGUCUAGCAAGAUUAUAGAAGGUGGAGGGAUUGGAGGCCGGUAUGGGAUGCGGAGUCCCUCGUGUAGGAGGCGGCGAACUAAGAAAUCACCAGAUGUAUCUAAACUUAAAGAUGUUGGUUCAACUGCUUCUGUUUUUUGUGGCAGUUAUGAAAAAAAUGAUUCAGUAAUUGGCACGGUUGGCUCUGGUUCUCUUAGUUUCAAUGAGGGGAGCACUAUGGUGUCUGGUUAUGGACUGCCGCAGACAGAAUCUGCUGUUAAAUGUACUGAGGGAGAUACUGAGCUUAGUAAUAAGCUUGACUUGCCGUCCAGUGCUGUUAUUGUGAAGAAAAAAAGAAAGCCUAUCAGGAAACGAGCCAACAGUGGUACUAAUGAACUUACUGGACUUGAGAAAGAGCCAGCAUCAGAGAUUGAAGAGCAUAAAGCCUGUCAGACUCCACCUAGUAGUAAUAAGGAUUGGGAUGUGGAUUACAUCAAUGAUGACGGAGAUGAGCAUUUGCCAUUGCUCAAAAGAGCUAGGGUCUGAAUGGGUCUAUUAUCAUCUGAAGUGGAGGAAUUAGAUUCCCCAGUCUAUCCGGAGAAAUCUUCUGAAGUUUCCUUGGUCCAUCCUGAGAAAUCUUCUGAAGUUUCAUAUUGUUGGAUGAUAAGCGUUGCUGUUUUCUUUCAUAAGAGGCCUUAAAACAUAUCAAAUACUGACAUGAUCAAAUUUUAUAAUAUUUUAAUUGGCUAGUACAAGAGAUAUAAAUAUAAAUUUAUGUACUUGAUUGGGAUUUAGAAUUAAUUUAAAUUUAUAUGCUCCUAUUAUACUAGUGUCAAAAAGAUUAUAUAUUUCAAGGCCCAAAAAAGAAGAUAUACCAUGGCCAAAUAUUGCAUGACUUAAACUAGAAGAACCAUGUGGAGUAGGGUAUUGAUCUUUCUUGGAGCAUAUUCUUCAUUAUAUGCGAACUGAAGUGAAAUUUUUGUACCAUCACUAGCUAAUCUUUGUAUCGAGUCAUUGUAGAUUUAUAUAAACACAAACCCGAUUUAAAGGUUGGAAAUGAAGUGUAUCAUAACUUCUGUAUUAUAUAUUUACUAUCAACUUAAGAAUAUGUUUAUUAGUACCUUCAAUCUCCAUCUUUGUUUGCUUCAUCUUUAUCAAAAUCCUCAACUUCUCCA
Messenger RNA from Daucus carota subsp. sativus, 13053 nucleotides. Its product is annotated as protein HUA2-LIKE 2. The transcript has 8 exons. The coding region runs from base 11249 to 12424 and encodes 391 amino acids. NCBI's taxonomy places the organism in Eukaryota, Viridiplantae, Streptophyta, Magnoliopsida, Apiales, Apiaceae. The record is from RefSeq and is a predicted model, not a curated record.